ACAACAGGGCCAUGCUGCGACCUCAAUUCAUACGUUCGCAGAUAUCCGAUCUAGACCUGGAGGAAAAUCAUGUACAGAACCUUAUGAAGGCUCUCCCCGUCGACCACAGCGCGUGGACUGCUGAAACCGACCUCCUCCCGCUCUUUCACCGUCUGACGCUUGAUACAUCGACGGAGUUUUUAUUCGGUGAGAGUCUCGAAGCUCAACUUUCCGCUUUGCCAGGCAGAAACCACAAGGCAACCUCAUAUGGUCGCGGCGAGGUAGCUUUCGCACAUCAUUGGGAGAGCGCACUGCGAGCGCUCUCUCGUGGAACGCGGCUGGGGACUCAGUGGAAAUGGGCACAUAACACGGCCUUUCGUGAGGACAGGCGGAAAAUCCAUGCCUUCGUGGACCACUUCGUGCAGCGUGCCCUCAGCCUGCCACAAGAGGAGAUUGAAAAGGGAUCCGAGCCAAAGAACGGAAAAUACAUCUUCCUGUAUGCCAUCGCAGCGCAGACACGGGAUCCGAGCGCCUUACGGUCCGCUGCAUUGAACAUUCUGAUCGCCGGACGCGAUACUACGGCUCAGCUGCUCUCCUGGAUCUUCCUACUCCUCGCAGCGCAUCCUCGGGUCUUCCAACAGCUGCGGUCGAGGAUUCUGAAGGAAUUCGGCACGUAUGACGCGCCCCGCAACCUCGAUUUCGCCAGCCUCAAGAACUGCCGGUACUUGCAGUGGACGAUGAACGAAACUCUCCGAUUGUUCCCCCUGGUUCCGGUCAACAACCGCGAGGCACAGAGGGAUACCACAUUGCCUGUCGGGGGCGGACCGGAUGGCACCAGGCCGGUGUUCGUCGGCAAAGGCGAGGUGGUAGAGUUCUCCCUCACCACGAUGCAUCGGAGGAAGGAUUUCUGGGGACCAGAUGCGAACGAGUUCCGACCGGAACGGUGGGAGGCCAGAAAGAUGGGCUGGAAUUAUCUUCCGUUCAACGGCGGCCCGAGGACAUGUCUCGGGCAGCAGUUCGCCUUGACUGAGGCCGGAUAUGUCGUCGUCCGGCUGCUGCAGCGGUUCGGUGAGCUCGAGGGACACGGCGCCUGGAUGGCGGAUCAAGUGGGCGAUGCUCAGGAGGAUGUAGGGAGGAUAGAAGGGAUGGGGUUGGUUAGGCAUGGACUGGCACUGUCGGAUGCCCCUGGGGACGGGGUCAGGUUGAGAAUGAAGGAAAUGCGAGGUUGAUCGAAAGAGAAGAAGCCACCUCCUCCGAAGCUAGGUUAGAGAAUAGAAAUGCUGGGAAUUGGUGUAUGGAUGGAUAGGUCUGGUUCAGCAUCUCUGAUGACAUGAUAGUUCGUCUUAGUAGCAACUUACAGAGUAUGUAGCACUUGGCUGCUUACCUCGAUC
Molecule: messenger RNA, 1370 nt
Organism: Eremomyces bilateralis CBS 781.70
Lineage: Eukaryota; Fungi; Ascomycota; Dothideomycetes; Eremomycetales; Eremomycetaceae
Product: cytochrome P450
Exons: 1
Coding region: 84-1208 (374 amino acids)
Molecular function (GO): iron ion binding; monooxygenase activity; oxidoreductase activity, acting on paired donors, with incorporation or reduction of molecular oxygen
Source: RefSeq, a predicted model, not a curated record